This is a messenger RNA of Paramecium sonneborni, 1864 nucleotides long. The record is from the annotation of a GenBank genome assembly. Lineage: Eukaryota; Ciliophora; Oligohymenophorea; Peniculida; Parameciidae.
AUGAUAAUUCAGCUAUUCCUCCUUUUUCCUAUUCUCUAUGCUUAUUUCGAACAAAAACUCACAAGACAUGCCCUUAUGUAUAAUGCCUUCAAAAUUGAUGAAAAAAUGACUGCUAUCAGCCCCAAAUAAUGCCCUGAAGAUCUCUUAAAUUAUACAUACAGUGACACUUACGUCAGUCAAAUUUGUUUUAACAAAAAUGUUUUCUAUAAUGUUGAAAUCGUCCUUGGUGAUACUGUUACUUAUAAUAAGACAUAUUAAUUAGCAGUAUUUUUAAAAUAAAUAAAUUUAGCUAGAUCUAACAUCUCCUUGGACUUGGUAUAAAUCAGAAAAUUGUGUUACUUGCAAGAGUAUUAAACCUCUAGACUUUGAAAUUGGUGACGAUUGCAAACCAAGUACCAAGACAAAUGAUUGUUUCAAUGAAGACUUUAAUAAAUCAUUUAAUGCUACAAAAUGGAAUGAUAAAUAAGUUCAUGGCUAAAUUUACUCCUAAAAUUCAUUAAUAUAAGGAACUUUUCAGACAGACACAAUUUAAAUGUUAGCAUAUAAUUCAUCAUCAAGAAUGACAAUCUCUUAAUUCAUUUCUUAUGAAUGGGGAACCUCAACUCCUCCUUCGCUUGUAGUUAUCACAGGAUUACAAAUGCUUUAGGUUCAAUACAUUAAAAAUACUUUACCUAUUUUAGCAGAUGGUGUGAUAGGAUUUGGAUUUGAAUAUACAGAAACAAAUGAAGAAAAAGCAUAAAGUAAUUCAAAUUUUGUUGAAAAACUUGUUUAAGAAAAGACUAAACUUAACUUAACUAGAUAAUUGUUUGCCUUAUAUACUUAUGAAAGUGCUGAAAACUUCUCUGAAAUGGUUGUAUAGGUUGGUGGAAUAGAUGAAAAAUAUAUUCAUAAAUAAAAAUCUUCUAAUGCAAUUUGGAUCAAUACUUUAGAAAAAUCAGGUUAUUAUUGGAUGGUUGAAGUAAAUAAAAUUGAGUUAAAAGUAUUUUUUAAUUAUUUAACAAAUAGAAUAAAGAAGGAAGAGAUUUAAUUGAUACUUAAUUACCAAUCAAAAAAGCAUUCUUUACAUUGAAUUCCUAAUUUAUAGAAUUACCUUAUGAUUUAUUGAAAUCUCUAACUUUAAAAUUAUAAUAAUUAAACUCAAAUACAGUUUGUGACUUAGUCGACGAAAAAGUAUUUCUUCAAUUUAAACUUAGAUGUACAUUUUAUAUUGUAAGAAUCUACUUAAAACAAUUUAAACAGAUUAUAUUUUAACAUUUACUUUUGGUAGUGAUUAAGUUCCAAUUUUGAAUACUCAUUUAAUAUAUAGAUAAUGCAGUAAUUCUAAUAGUGAAGAUAACUAAUUUUAAGAUUGCUUUUUCAAUAUUAAAUAUUCUUAAUCAGAUUAUGUUAUCUUAGGAGAACCAUUUAUGAAAAACCAUUAUAUUGUCUUUGAAAAUAAUCCUGGCAAUAAUACAAGAAGAAUUGGAGUGUUCUAGGCAGCUACACAUAUGUAUUAUCCAGAAAAUCCAAGUUAAUAUGAAUGGCCUUUAUUUAAUGCAAUUUUAUUCAUCUUCAUUUUUGGACUUGUUAGUGUAUGUUCAAUCACAUUCUUAAAAAGUUUAUGUAAAGAUUUAUUUAGAUCAUUUAAAUAUAGAAAAGUAAUUAAAUUCUAAAUUAUAGGCUUAAAAUCCAGAGGAUCAACAAUCUUUAAGAGUUUCUAAAGAUAUUGAUUAUGUUGAUUAUUCUACAUAAGAAGAAGUUUAGAGUUAAAUCAAAAACAUUGAAAUGAGUGAUUAAAAAAAAGUUGAAGAAUGGAAUAAAUAAUAAGAUCAAUUUAAGUUUGGAGAAAAAUUUACAAGCUCUUUAGAAUAAAAUUCAUUAUGAC